GUGUUAUCUAUUAUAGUUUAGUCUGUUAGUGGUGUAAUUUAUUAAAUGUUACAAAAAUUGUGAGAGUGGAUGGAUUUUCGUAUCGUCGCCAUAGUUGGGAUGUCCGCGCGAUCCACGAAGUCAUUGCUGCUGUUCUUGCUAAGCAUUUGCAAUGGCUCAAUAUUAUCAAAUAGUUGGGCAAGGACCUUCAUUGACACUUGAAGAUUUACAAAGAUAUUGUCCUAAUAUAUGUUUGGAUGGAAUCAUAGUUAACCAAGAAGACCAACAGUUUGGCCAACAACAGGUUGUAGUGCAACAAGCAGAUACAUCUAGUGAUAUAAUUGUGAGCGAAGGUGUCCAACCUCAACUAGUUGUUGGAGAUGGGUUGCCUUAUCAACAACAAUAUAUCAUACGUCAUGAACCUCAGCAACCUACCAGAACAGAAUUCCAACCCCAACAACAACAAAACCAGCAGCAACAACAACAGCAACAGCAACAACAGGCCUUGCAUAGACAUCAGGUAUACUACACCUCUGAUUUGCCUGUGGAUGCUCAGGUUGUGUUGCAACAGGCCCAACAGAUCAUUGAUGCAUCUCUGAUGCAACAGUCAUCACCUCAACAUCCGCAACAUCAGCUUGUCAGUCCUGGCCACGUAUUGUCGCAGCCCACUGUGAUACAUCCAGCACAGCAGCCGCCGCCUCAGCCCCCACCCCAAGCGGCCACGCAACAACUAGGACCACCACAAAACCAACAGCAAGCCACACAGCUGACUAGAGCCUCUCCACAACUAAUCCAACAUCUUCAACAGCAACACCAACAACAAAUCCACUUACAACUCCAACAACAACAGCAGCAACAACUGCAACACCAAUUGCAGCAACAACAGCAGCAACAACAGCAGCAGCAGCAACAACACCUUCAACCCCAACAAAUACAACACCAACAAGUUGUCAUGCAUGCAGCAUACAUCAAUCAACAGGGUACACCAACACGGCAGCCAGCGCCUCGUCUACUGAAUCAAGCGCUCAACAAUACUCCCGGUCUGACCCUUGUCCGCACGCCGGUGAGGACGGUGCGGCCGCGGCGGCCACCGGCUCGGCCCGCGCUGGCGAGCCCCGCCGGUACGCAGGUCGCUAGACAUCUCAACCCACAGUUACAGCAGGCACAAAACAGUCCGGCGGGUGUGGGUCGCGGUGUGUCGGCGGCGAGCCCGGCGGGGGGGCGCGGCGGGCGCGCUGCACGACCCCCCGCCUCCCCGCGCGUC
Papilio machaon (common yellow swallowtail) is the source of this 1243-nucleotide messenger RNA. RefSeq names its product transcription factor SPT20 homolog. The record is from RefSeq and is a predicted model, not a curated record. NCBI's taxonomy places the organism in Eukaryota, Metazoa, Arthropoda, Insecta, Lepidoptera, Papilionidae. The annotation marks the transcript as partial. The transcript is spliced from 8 exons.